AUGCCGCGAACCCGCAAAGCCGACGCCCGGCCAACCCACUCUCUCCAGUCCACUCUCUCGUUCAACAAAAAGUCGGCGCGAGUGACGAAGCCGGGCGCCAAUGCGCAGCGAGACGAGAACAGUGCGUCGGCGAAGAAGCUGGCCGAGGUUGCACACGGACUGAAGACGGAGCCCGAGGUCGCAGAAGUGAAGAAUGAAUCAUCAGCACCUGAAGAAAUCGAGCCGGACUCACAGGACCUGAAAGUGGAGGACAGUGAAGAGGCAGAGCCUGCAGAACAGGAGGAGGUGGAAGAGGAGGAGGAGGUCUUGGUGAAGGCAAGAUCCAGGAAGAAGCAGAAGGCUAAGCCUGCAGGCAAGGACGGACGUGAACUCGCCGCUGAGAAAAUCACGGAUGUCCAGCUGAGGAAAUACUGGCAGGCUGAAGAGGACAGUCGACUUGCUCCUAGAGUGCACCAAUCCGACCUCUCCCUCCACGAAAAGAUCCUGCGCCACUUUGACCUCUCGUCGCAGUACGGGCCGUGCAUCGGCAUCUCCCGUCUCCAACGCUGGCGGCGCGCAAAUACCCUGGGUCUAGAGCCGCCAGUCGAAGUCCUCGCCGUCCUGUUGAGGGAACAAGAGCAUUCCACCAGCCAGGGCUGCGGCAAGAUGGCGUACAUUGAUGAGUUGAGUGGGGGACGGGUUGUUUUGGUGGAUUAG
Messenger RNA from Fonsecaea erecta, 696 nucleotides. RefSeq lists its product as hypothetical. The transcript has 2 exons. Gene Ontology annotation, biological process: DNA-templated DNA replication; DNA synthesis involved in DNA repair. The record is from RefSeq and is a predicted model, not a curated record. Gene Ontology annotation, molecular function: DNA-directed DNA polymerase activity. NCBI's taxonomy places the organism in Eukaryota, Fungi, Ascomycota, Eurotiomycetes, Chaetothyriales, Herpotrichiellaceae. The coding region runs from base 1 to 696 and encodes 231 amino acids. Gene Ontology annotation, cellular component: delta DNA polymerase complex.